Molecule: messenger RNA, 375 nt
Organism: Moesziomyces aphidis
Lineage: Eukaryota; Fungi; Basidiomycota; Ustilaginomycetes; Ustilaginales; Ustilaginaceae
Source: the annotation of a GenBank genome assembly
AUGCUAGGAGCAUUCGCCGGUCUCUCGGGUGCCAUGGGUGUCGGACUCGGUGCUAUCGGUGCCCACGCCAUGAAGUCCAAGCUCAACGCCUAUCAGAUGGGCGCAUGGAAUACGGCUACGCAGUACCAGCUGCUUCACAGCUUGGCGCUGCUCUACACGCUCAGUCUGCCCAAGACGGGUGCCGCUGUUGCAGCGAGCUACGCCUUCGCUACGGGCAUCACCUUCUUCAGCGGAUCGAUCUAUGGGCUGUGCCUGACCAAGCCCGACAAUCCGGUGCGCAAGCUGCUCGGUCCCAUCACGCCCAUCGGUGGGCUCUCGAUGAUUGCUGGAUGGUUGCUGCUCGCCUACGCCAAGCGACCGCGCUCGAUCCGCUGA